AUGUCUUCACCGGAAAAGACUGCCGAAGCGGCGGCUAGUGAGCCACAGACCGCCACAACGAAUGCGCCCUCUGUCGAGGACAACGAAUCAGCGGUUGUAGAUAUUGAGAAGAGUUUCGCAGCUUGGAUAUGUGUCUUUGGCAGCUUUUUGUUCCUGAUGCCCACAUAUGGCAUGAUGCAGUCUGUCGGAACGUUCCAAUCUUACCUAGAGCUAAAUCAGCUUUCCGAUUAUUCAGCUGGUGAUAUUGGCUGGAUCCCUGGCAUGUAUAUGUUUGUGUCAAUGCUUGUCGCCAUUCAAGUCGGUUCGUUCCUUGACCAGCGCGGUCCUUUGGCUAUGAGUAUUGUUGGGGGAGGCGGCAUCGUCAUCAUGUUUGUUCUGCUGGCUGAGUGCAGUCAAUACUGGCACUUCAUGCUCUGUUUUGGAAUCUUUGGUGGACUAUCAACUGCUAUUGCUGGAACUAUCCCCGUAGCAGUGGUCGCGAAACUCUUUUCUCGAAAACGUGGCUUCGCUAUCGGAAUAGCCCUCACCGGCUCAUCGACAGGAACAGUGAUCUUUCCGAUCAUGCUUCGAUCACUGCUCCCAAAGUUGGGUUGGAGCUGGUCGAUGAGAGUGCUGGGCUUCGUCAUCCUUGGCAUCUUCACACUUGGAACAAUCUGCUUCAUUCCUUACCGUCGACUUGUCAAGCUCGUCAACAUGCCGAUAGCGAAGAAAGGCGGCCUCUCUCUUCUCAACUUCUCUGCCUUCCGUUCUGUGGCUUUCACGCUGGUCUGUGUUAUGUUCUUUGCCACGCAGUUUGUUCUUUAUGGAAUUGGUGGCCUGUUGCCGACUUUUGCAAUUCAGGCUGGCUUGACAGCCGAAACUGGCUACACUCUGGUUUCAAUCAUCGGCGGUGCUUCGGCUUUCGGUCGUGUUAUUCCCGGCUUGGUUGGUGAUAAGCUAGGCCAUUAUAAUGUUUUGAUAUUUAUGAUGGCUUUGACGUUGGUCUUCAUGGGGACACUAUUUGUCCCCUUUGGCGACAACAGUGUCGUGUUGUACGUCUUCACAGGCAUCUGGGGUUUUUGUUCUGGGGGUUUCUUAUCUAUAACACCAGUCUGUGUCGGCAAGACAUGUGAACCAAAAGAUUACGGACGAUAUUACGGGACCAUGAAUUUCGUCAUUAGCUUCUCUCUACUCAUCGCAAUCCCAAGUAGCGGCACAAUGAUAGAGAAGAUGGGAACUCAAGCUCUCAGCGGCUUCCUUAUGGGAGUUCUAGCUCUAGGCCUGGGUUGCUUGUUUGCAUCGCGCGCCGUCCUAGCGGGAAACUGGUUUGGGAUCAAGACCAAAAUUUGA
Molecule: messenger RNA, 1329 nt
Organism: Fusarium oxysporum Fo47
Lineage: Eukaryota; Fungi; Ascomycota; Sordariomycetes; Hypocreales; Nectriaceae
Product: major facilitator superfamily domain-containing protein
Exons: 4
Coding region: 1-1329 (442 amino acids)
Biological process (GO): transmembrane transport
Cellular component (GO): fungal-type vacuole membrane
Molecular function (GO): transmembrane transporter activity
Source: RefSeq, a predicted model, not a curated record